AUGUCCUCCUCGUGCCGCAUACACAUUCUUCCAGCCGAAGAGACGGACUUUCCGGAGCUUGCCCAAGUCGAACAAAUGGCUUUUGAUCAUGACGACAAGGGCAAUGAGGAGAGCAGUGUUAUGCAUAUAAUGUUUGGAUCCUUCAAUGCACAGAGCCAAGCAUCUCGAUGCGAAGAACUAUCCCACGACACGCAGACAGAUCCGACCUUGGAAAUUUAUAAAGCGGUUGUCUGUGAUGGAAGUUCAGAACGAGGCAAGGUCGCAGGUUGGGCCCAGUGGCAUUAUUAUCUCGAGCCUAAACAGGUCGACCAUUGGAAGAAUAAGGACUGGUCUUGGACGCGAAAUCCAGAUGCCUCCAACGAGUUCUUCGGAGCAAUAGAGACUGCGAGAAACAUUCACAUGUCUGGACAGAGAUUCGCACUGCUUGCGAUUCUUGUGACACUUCCGGAAUACCAAGGACAGGGUAUCGGAUCCUCCUUAAUUGAAUAUGGCCUUAGGGAAGGUAGCAAAAGGGGACUUACGCAAGCUUGGCUAGAGGCGUCUCGGAAAGGAUACUCGCUCUAUCGGAAGUUUGGCUUCGAGGAUGUCGAUACCAUUCAAAUAGACUUGAUCCAAUAUGGAGGUGUUGGGAAGUCAGACUUUAUUUGUAUGAGAAAGUCAUGUACUGAUUUAGUUACCUAG
This is a messenger RNA of Penicillium lagena, 681 nucleotides long. RefSeq names its product GNAT family N-acetyltransferase. Lineage: Eukaryota; Fungi; Ascomycota; Eurotiomycetes; Eurotiales; Aspergillaceae. The record is from RefSeq and is a predicted model, not a curated record. The transcript has 2 exons. The coding region runs from base 1 to 681 and encodes 226 amino acids. Gene Ontology annotation, molecular function: acyltransferase activity, transferring groups other than amino-acyl groups.